CGUUGUAAAUGUGUUACUGUUAUAUCAGCACUGUUUUGUUGUCGGCAGCAAAAAAAACAAACAAACAAACUGCGACAUAGCAAACGAAGAGACUUCGUAAAUGUUCGUGAAACAUCGGAGACACGAGCUGCACGAGCUAAAUGUGAGACAUGUCAGUCUGUCGGUGACGCGGGAGUCUGCGGGAGGACAGCUCGUCUUCACCGGGGGGAGGUCGGCCCGGUCCGGCCCUGUUCGGCCCGGUCCGGCCCUGUUCGGCCCCUCCUCGGAGCUCCAGCUGUUUACUCUUCACCGACCAAGACUGAUCAGCCUGAUCCACAGCAGCUCGUGUUCACACGGUUCUGACCCGAUCAUCAGGAUAGGGAAGCAAAGUGAAGAGGCGGCUGCUGCCGGCGCAGCGAGCCUGGUGGACAAAAUGUCAGAGAGUCCGGAGAAGAGCGCCUCGGUGUCGGCUCAGGAGCUGAAGGAGCAGGGGAACCGGCUGUUCCUGAACCGCAAGUACCUGGAGGCCGCCGCCUGCUACAGCAAGGCCAUAGCUCACAGUCCUUCAGUCCCGGCGUACUACACCAACAGAGCGCUGUGCUACGUGAAGCUGCAGCAGUACGACAAAGCUCUGGCAGACUGCCGCCACGCGCUGGAGCUGGACAGCCAAUCGGUGAAGGCUCACUUCUUCAUGGGUCAGUGUCACCUGGAGAUGGAGAGUUAUGACGAAGCCAUCGGCAACCUGCAGAAAGCUUACAACCUGGCGAAGGAGCAGCGGCUGAACUUCGGCGACGACAUCCCGAGCGCUCUGCGGAUCGCCAAGAAGAAACGCUGGAACAGCCUGGAGGAGAGGAGGAUCAACCAGGAGGGCGAGCUGCACGCCUACCUCACCAAACUCAUCCAGGCGGAGAAAAAGAGGUCACGUGCUUCAUGUUUCAGAGAACUGGACGGCUGCAGACACAGAGAAGAAGACAAGUCCGACGACGGCAGAGUCCAACACAGCCUGAACGAGAUCCACAGCAAACACGACAAGUAUCUGUCGGACAUGGAGGAGCUGUUCUGUCAGGUGGACGAGAAGAGGAAGAAGCGGGAGAUCCCGGACUUCCUGUGUGGAAAGAUCAGCUUCGAGCUGAUGAGGGAGCCGUGCAUCACUCCGAGCGGCGUCACCUACGACAGGAAAGACAUCGAAGAGCACCUGCAGCGAGUCGGCCACUUCGACCCGGUGACCCGCUCUCCUCUGACCCAGGAUCAGCUGAUCCCAAACCUGGCCAUGAAGGAAGUCAUCGACGCUUUUAUUCUGGAGAACGGAUGGGUGGAGGACUACUGACCCACGAGAGGAAGGAAGGGAAAUGAUUCUGACACUUUGAGGAUGAAGACGGUGGAUGAGUGCGAUCGAUCACAUGUGCUUCAUGCUGCUCCGCCAUUGGCUUAAAUUCAGAGUUUAAGAACCAAUCACAAGCUUCUUAAAGUCAAACUUUAUUCUGACAGAGACAAAACAAACAGAUGCUUUAAAGAUGUGCUGUCCGUGUCACUAGAGGGCGCUGCAGCAUUUCAGCAGGCAGAGGAAGUCCUCUAUAAAAAUACUCUGUUACAAGUUAAAGGAAGUAAAAUUACUUUAAUAUCCGUCCAUCCGUCCUCUUCCUCUUAGAAGAAACACAUUCCAGCUCCUCCUGGAGGAUCCUGAGGCGUCCCCAGGCCAGAUGGACCAUGUAGUCCCUCCAGUGAGUUCUGGGUCUGCCCCGGGUCUCAGGAGCUCAGGAGGAUCCGGAUCAGAGCCAUCCACAUGAUCUUUGUUUAAAAUCCUAAAGUAAAAAGUAACUUUCAGACGAAAUGUGACCAAACCCAGCUGCACGUUUCAAAUGUUUUAUUGUUGGAAAUAGAGUAAAGUUAUUUUAAUCUAAAUGUGGCAUCAGGUGUCGAGUCACACGUCGUGAACGAGCGCCUUGAGAUCCAGAAUAUUUAAACGUUUAUUUAAAAAGUGAAACUGCAGCACACAAAACGUCUCCUCGUUUCAAAUCAAAAGAAAACGUUCCCGUCCGUGACGUUGAUUCAUGGAGACAAACAGCAGGUGGCGCUAACUCUCCACCUGUGAUGUUGGUGUCAUAAAUCCAGCAGGUGUGUCGUCCAGGUGUUUCCUCCUUCAGCAGCCCACAAACGGACCACGAGAUCCUGAUCCAUCCAGAUCUGUUACAGACUGACCCUGAACAGGGACCAGGUUUAAAUCAGCACAUACAAUCAGAUUACUCUCUGAAAGUAAUCAGAUUACUCAUUAGUCACUUCAGGUGCAAAUGUGGGAAAGUGUUGCGUUUGCUGGCAAACAAAAAGAGCGUAAACCGCAGCGUUUGUGAUGUUAAUCAGACGUGAAUUAAAGAUGAUUAGUGUUUUUAUGAGUGCAGCUUUGUGCUUCAUCAUUCUCCUCGUGUUGCUGUGUUAACGUCAGGCGUCUCCUUCAUCAGCCAGUUUCUGUUAAAAUGUGACGAUUACAAUCUUUGACUCAGCGUCUGAAGCUCGUUAAAGUUUGUUGUUUGAAAAUGUGAUCAAAUAAUAAAAGUGUCGUGUUUU
This is a messenger RNA of Larimichthys crocea (large yellow croaker), 2541 nucleotides long. Its product is annotated as STIP1 homology and U box-containing protein 1-like. The transcript has 8 exons. The record is from RefSeq and is a predicted model, not a curated record. Lineage: Eukaryota; Metazoa; Chordata; Actinopteri; Sciaenidae. Gene Ontology annotation, biological process: positive regulation of proteolysis; proteasome-mediated ubiquitin-dependent protein catabolic process; protein polyubiquitination. Gene Ontology annotation, molecular function: ubiquitin protein ligase activity; protein-folding chaperone binding. Gene Ontology annotation, cellular component: cytoplasm; Z disc. The coding region runs from base 101 to 1306 and encodes 401 amino acids.